This is a messenger RNA of Acanthaster planci (crown-of-thorns starfish), 2457 nucleotides long. Its product is annotated as B-cell lymphoma/leukemia 10-like. The record is from RefSeq and is a predicted model, not a curated record. Gene Ontology annotation, cellular component: cytosol; CBM complex. Gene Ontology annotation, biological process: adaptive immune response; positive regulation of extrinsic apoptotic signaling pathway; apoptotic process. NCBI's taxonomy places the organism in Eukaryota, Metazoa, Echinodermata, Asteroidea, Valvatida, Acanthasteridae. Gene Ontology annotation, molecular function: protein kinase B binding; transcription coactivator activity; kinase activator activity.
ACAUGCAACAGGUGUUGCAGGGUGAUGGCUGUGUGAAAGCUAAUAAUAUGGAACGUUUCCGGGUUUAGGGUGAUUCCUGCGUCUAUUUUGGUAUCGUGGACUGGGAAGGCUCGUAGUGGUGGAUUGUUCCCUCUUAAUCAUCGGAUACGAAUAGACAAAAAGGAGCAUUCUUUGGGGAAAUCCCCUACUUUUACCAUAAUAAUAAUGCCGGUGGAAUCCGCUGUACAAACUUAGAGAAGCAACGUGAACGAUGUACUACAUAUUCAUAUACAUGUACUGAACCAACCGGUGUGUCCGAAAAACUCACAAGCGCGUAUCAUUCGCAUAUUUUUCACUGAAAGUCUGCGACCAAGGUAAAAUCUGUUACUGUGAAUGUUCGUCAAAGAAAGACUCCGUUUGAAACAGACUGAAACGAGUUGAUUAUUGAAACCGGUAAUCUUAGGAAAAGAUGAGCCUACUUCCAGAUCACAAGGAACUUCUCCAGAAUGAAGAAUAUCUCCACUCUUUACACAAUAAGGUUUUGGAGGAAAACAGAGAUUUCCUUUGUCGAAAUGGAACAAUUGAACCCAAGCACCACUUCACCUACCUGCGCUCCAAGGGCAUCCUGAAUAGAGAGAUCUGCGAGGAGAUCAAUCACGUCGUUGGCCCUAUGGCCAGAGCAAGCCGUUUCAUCGAUGAACUGCAGAGGAACGGGGGGCCCAAGGCUUUCACCUGUUUCCUGGAGUCCUUGCGCAGGGACGGAACACAGAUAUUUGUGUUGAGGCGGCUGAACAAGGCUUUGGAGGAUCUGAUACGCAGCCCCCCUCCCAUGGCCCCGGCAGAUAACGGCUUUAGGUACCAUCCCCACCAGUCCAGAGAAUUUGAGGAAUCAUCCAUUGCAUCAGAGGGGGAUGUAUCCAAUAGCCCCCUGGAUGAGGAGCCUCAUGCCGAUUCCUCUACACACCCUUUACGUCCGGGAGACCCUGGUGCACCCCCACUACCAAGCUUUGAAAGUCUAGCAAAGUGCACGCACAGUCAAGGUCCACCAAGUGGUGACUUCAAGCCGGCUUCUCCUAUUUUGACGGAGCACUGACAGGGCUAGCUACAUGUUACUCUCGACCACAAACCUGUAAAUUGCCAACUUGUUAACCACUUUGUAGCAGCUUUUUCAGAUUGUCUUGGAUUUUAUAUGGGUCAUUCUGUAAGUUUAGGGUCCAAAAGUGUGACCAUUUUAUGUUCCUGCUAGACCUGACCUGUGUAAUUUGACAACAGAUACGUCAUUGAAAAGUUACUUUAAAGUAUUUAUUUCUUUGGCAGGUAAUUUACAUUUAGUCACUUUUGGAAAUUAAAGAACAUGUUUCAAACUUACAAAAUCAUGUCAGAUGUGACAGGGACACACACAAACAUUGGGGCCCCCGCGGCCCGAAUUCAUAGCAUGACCCAAAUUGUCAAUCUUCAAUUACUUGCUUUUUAUAAGCAUGCCUUACUUAAACUUGUAAAUCAAGAAAACAUGUGAAUAUACUAAUGAUAUUAGGUUGGGGACCCUUCAAUUGUUUGUUUAGUAUGUUAAAAGUUUACAUUUUAUUUCACUGAAAUGUUUCAGCCUGGGAGGCUUUCGCUCUGCUCAAGUGUGAUAAUUGUGUACAGCUAAUUUUUACAUUGUCAAAGGUCUCAAUUUUCAGAGAGACUAUUUAAUAUUGGAUUUUCAUAAAGAAUGUGAGGUUUUCUAUGUUCUCUUCAAACAAAUUGUAAGCUUUGAAUCAUUAAGUCUCUGCAUGACCUUGAGACAAAUGGUGUAUCUGAAAUGUAUCUACAAUGAUGAAUCUGGGAUCUAGAAAGAAAAAGUGUACUGCUUUCUGGAUGUGACCUACUGACACUUUUCAGUCUGCGCUUUUGUCUUUUCAAGCAAACACAAAUGGCCAGUCAUAGUCAAGUGUGUGACCAAUAACAGGAGAAUUGUUUAAUCCAUUCCUUAUGAGUUUGCAUACCUUGAAGAUGUGUUGUUUUGCCUUGCAAAUCUGACAUAUUUGCCUGUGUAAAGUUAAUCAAACGGUAUAAAUCAGCUUAGUCGUUCAUUUAUAUUCAGUGCAGCAUAAAAUUUUAUCAGCCUCUAUUCAUGGUUCUUUUACACAAGUGAAAAAGCAGCCUCAUUCCCUGACUUUUCACAGAGUGCCAUUUCCAGGUUGAGUAUUGCCCAUGACUGUUGUGGAUAUCAUUAUUUCAUGUGCAACUCCUUGUAACUUGUAUGAUACAUUAGCUUGUACAUGUAUGUGAAGUGGCUUUUACAUUCAAAACAUCUAAACACUGCAGUCAGAGGUCUGAAAACAUGUACAUGUAGCUCUGUUAGGGUAUUAAACACUGCAAUAACCACAGGCUGCCAUGUUCAAACAUCGGAAGAAAUGCACCCCACUGCUUGUUCCAGUAAAAAGUUUUUAAAAUGGUCAAAAUGCAUCAAAAAUUAAAAGGAGUAUGCCAUGA